Messenger RNA from Girardinichthys multiradiatus, 1129 nucleotides. It is a transcript of the gene mrps26, whose product is annotated as mitochondrial ribosomal protein S26. The record is from RefSeq and is a predicted model, not a curated record. The transcript is spliced from 4 exons. NCBI's taxonomy places the organism in Eukaryota, Metazoa, Chordata, Actinopteri, Cyprinodontiformes, Goodeidae. Bases 153 to 776 code for a protein of 207 amino acids. Gene Ontology annotation, cellular component: mitochondrial small ribosomal subunit.
UAUUACUUCCGCUUGUCAUAGGACACAAAAAUGGCUGCCAUGUUGUGUCUCUAACACUUAUGUCUCAAUGUUAGCUUUCUCCACAGGUUAAACACCUCAGUGCUUUAAACCAACAGACACACUUACCAAACCAGGUCUUCAUUGCUGCCGACAUGUUCCAGGUCAUCGGUGGGAGGAGCCUCCAGGCGGUCCGGCUCCUCGCGCCCAGGAGCGCGGUGCUCGUGGAGGCUGUGCGGGGCCGAAAGUCCCGCAACGACCCGGUGGCCAAAUCUAAAGAAGGGCGAAUUAAAGUGCCUCCCCCCGUCGAUCCGGUGGAGAUGGUGGUCCUCAAGGAGAGAUACUCGGAGUACGAGCUGAUCAUGAGGGCGCUUCGGCUGGAGUUCAAGGAGGAGGUGCUGCGUAAGAAGUACGAGAAGGAGACGGGUUCGCAGGCAGAAGAGAAGUCGAGGCAGGAGAAGGAGGAGCAUCGCGCCCUGAUGGACUGGAAUGAUCAGGAAAACCUCCAGAUGCUGAAAGCCAGAAUAUUACGGAUCCAAAAGGAAGAGGAGGAAGCUGAGAGCAAGACAGUGGAAGCUGCCAUUCAGCGUGAAGAGGAGCUACAGGAGUUCAUCAGACAAAAAGAAAAAGAGAUUUUACAGCUGCAGGAGGAGGCUAAGAACUUUAUCACCUUGGAGAACCUGGACCAACGAAUCGAGGAAGCUCUGGACAAUCCAAAGAAUUACAACUUUGCCAUUGACAAAGAAGGGAGUGUGGUCAAAAGGACAGUGCUACAAUGAAGCGGCUGGUUUGAUAUGUGUGUGUAAUUUUUUCAUCAGGACUUUGAUCAGAACUCAGUGGUCCAUUUUAUUCUAGGAAAUGAUGCUUUCCCAACCUGAAUGCUGGAAAUAGUUAAUGUACCUGAGUACGGAGAAACAUCCUGGAAUCUCUGAAAACCAGUUCAUGUCUGGACCUGGAGGUUUAACUCCCAGCCGUCAUGUUCCACAUCACAUUUCUGGUUUGUUCCUUUUAUCAGCUGUUACCACAAAAUGAUCCAUUAAACAUCUCCCUUACUCAACGCUGUGUAUAUUACUGUAAACAUGUGCAGCUUGUAGACGUUUGGAACAUUAAAGUAUAAAAAUGCGAUAUAUGA